Messenger RNA from Talaromyces proteolyticus, 2161 nucleotides. RefSeq names its product putative nuclear membrane fusion protein Kar5. NCBI's taxonomy places the organism in Eukaryota, Fungi, Ascomycota, Eurotiomycetes, Eurotiales, Trichocomaceae. Gene Ontology annotation, cellular component: endoplasmic reticulum membrane. The coding region runs from base 368 to 1948 and encodes 526 amino acids. Gene Ontology annotation, biological process: nuclear membrane fusion involved in karyogamy; karyogamy involved in conjugation with cellular fusion. The record is from RefSeq and is a predicted model, not a curated record. The transcript is spliced from 6 exons.
AUAUGAUCAACUUUCCAAUGAAAAAGAAAUAGAAAAUAAAACCAACUAGACAUUAUAGAGAAACGACCCCGUGCUGGGAACUAAACACCACUUCAUGUCGUGCUUCAUGCCUCAUUUGUUGCCGGGCCUCACCUGGAGCUCCUUCCUGCUCUGCCCACAUUGUCAUCACUGCAAUCUCUCCCUUCUGCAAGACAUCUUCAAGACCAUCCCUUAACUUCAGUCUCCUCUCGAGAUAUCCUGGAUUCUUUUCGUGUGCUUCUUCUAUCUAGUUUCAUCUUCUACACCGAUAUUCCCAUUCCCGUCGACUGAAACGUAGGCUUUCUCUUCUCUACAGCAAAAGUUCGCCCUGUCAAUUUGAUCAAUAAAGAUGAUUUUGCAUUAUAUAUGCAUAUAUAUCCUUUCCAUGCUUGUAAACGCAUCAAUUUUCGACUCGUACCCAGCUUUUCUGCCAAAGGGACCAGAGCAGUCGGCGGAGAACCUUGAGCUCGUCAGCCUUUUCCAGUCGCGCUCGCUACAAAAUAACCAGAUUUUCUCAACUGCGAUCCAGCUCCUUGAAUCCAUGAAAUCUUCGCGAUCCUGCAGUAGAGUUGCAGCCACAAAGCUACUCACAUCUUGUCAGGGCCUAAGCAACUCUGAUAAAUCUAAACGCUCUGAUGUCGCGACUGCGCUGGACAAGAUCAAGUCGGUGUACGCAGCGAGACUAGCUCUUUGUGAACUCACGGGAGCUGGCGCUCCAAUUCCCAUGCCCUGCUCGUUGCUGCAUAUCACACCCGACAAGCUGCAAGAUAGAGUUUCUCUGAGCUCUGAGGAUAGCAUGGACAGUCUAUCGCCAACUGCCAUAGAAAGUUGUCUCAAAACAUUGGAAUCAAGACCCCAGUGGUGGACAAGCUAUAGUAACAGCAGGCAGAACGCCAUUGUGAUAUGCCAGGCAGCACGCAUCGAAGUCGAAAAGGAGGAAAUGCUCCAUCUACAUCAGUCACUGGCAGAAAAUAUGGCAAAUCUCAACAGAGGCCUACAAGACUCCCUGCGUGAUGCCGUGUCGGAAGGAAUUCAUCACAAGGAAUUCGUGGAAACUGUAUACGACCUUCGAGCCCAAUUGAUGGCCGAGCUUCAAGAAGACCAGAAUCGGGCCCGAGGCAUCUUUGCAAAUUUAUAUCACGAGCUUGAAGCCUCGGUGGGACUCAGUAUCUCCAAAAUACUUUCGCUACUUAGAGACGUAGAACUGGAUACAGUGGCUUUAAACAAGGAAAUGCAGGGCUCUACUCAAGGCAUCGAUCAACUGAACUCUCAUCUCCGAGAUUUGUACAAUGGUAUCGAACAACAAAAUUCGAAAAUCAAAGAAACCUACGAAAGAGACGCACGAGACAUGCAAUCCAGUUAUGAAUUAGCCGUUGCCAUGCGGUCAUCGUUAAAUGACAUAGGGAAAUCGGUAGCUGGGGUUGAUGGAGCUCUGGAGUGGUUGGUAGAGCGCUUUGCAGCAAUCCAACAACAGGAAAGUUUUUUGAUCGAGCGCAUGCAUUCUUUCGAGGCUCAUUUAGAAAAGUCUAAUCAUCAGGCAAAAGAACUACUCGAAACCCAGACUAUGCAAGUCAAAACCAUGGAAACACAAGCCCGAGCUCAAGCAUCCUUAAGUGCGAGUACAAAGGCUGCAAAUACAUUGCUCGACAAAUUGACUACCCGUGCAGCUAAGAUUGAAUCUGUGCUCGAGGAAACAGCGUCCAGGUUUGACGAUAUCUCUUCACUGGGGAGCUUUUUCGGCGUUAAAGUCUCGGCUUGGACCAUCUCCUCUUUACUAUUUUCCGUCAUUGCCGUGCAGAACCCUAGGGUUGCGGUAAUUCUCUUGGUUUUUUCAGGUAUCACAUUGAUCUACAAGGCAACAUUAAUCGUCAUGCCAAUAAUCUUUCCAGCAUCACUAGUUACGCCAGCUGCCGCCUUAUCUACGAACUAGAUGAUCUCAUUUAUAUUUCCAUUGCAUAUUUUCGCAAUAGUUUUUCUCUAUUAUUAUUGGAGUUGGCGCGACGCGAUCAUGAGAAAAGGUCAUUCAUGGCCUCAUAAAUAAUCGAUUCAUUCUCCGUAUAUACUAGACAUGCAGCUAUAUUUAUUUGUCUAUUUCAUAUGCUUGAAACAUCUCUACCUAAUACAAUGUAAUCGUCAACUAAUA